Rhagoletis zephyria (snowberry fruit fly) is the source of this 886-nucleotide messenger RNA. Its product is annotated as putative inorganic phosphate cotransporter. Gene Ontology annotation, cellular component: membrane. Lineage: Eukaryota; Metazoa; Arthropoda; Insecta; Diptera; Tephritidae. Gene Ontology annotation, biological process: monoatomic anion transport; transmembrane transport. Gene Ontology annotation, molecular function: transmembrane transporter activity. The record is from RefSeq and is a predicted model, not a curated record.
GUCUAUGCCCGUACCGUGGAAGUCAUUCUUCACAUCAGCACCAUUCUAUGGUCUUAUCGCCGCUCAAUCCGGCUUCACAUGGGGCUUUUACACACUACUCACCCAAAUUCCCACCUACAUGGACUCGGUACUUAAGCUAAAUGUGACCUCGAAUGCAUUACUCUCCGCUUUACCAUACUUCGUAAUGUGGCUGCUAUGCUUGAUUUUCAGUCCCAUUUCUGAUAUGCUUAUUAAUCGCAAUGUUUUGAGUACAACAACAGCGCGUAAGCUAUUCAAUACCAUUGGCCAAUGGAUACCUAUGGCAUGCCUAAUUGCCAUGAGCUACAUGACGAGCGCAGAACGUAUAGAGGCUAUAACAUUGCUAACCGUUGGUGUAGGUUUCAAUGCAUCCGCUUUUUGUGGAUAUUUAGUGAAUCAUAUGGAUCUUUCACCGAAUUUCGCCGGCCCAAUGAUGUCCAUUACAAAUGGUGUGGCGAAUUUGUUGUCCGUAUUUGCACCGCUGGUUGUGGGCGCCAUCGUUGUAAAUGAGAAGGAACCCAGCGAGUGGCGCAUUGUCUUCUUCAUUACCGCCGGUGUUUAUUUGGUCUGUAACGCACUAUUUAUUAUAUUUGGUCAAGCUACCAUACAACCAUGGAAUGAGCCAAAUAUUAAGAGCAAUAUUGCAACAUCAGAAACAACAACAAUUGAUUCUUCAACACUUGGCCACACAGAUCUAAAUACUACAGAGGCUGCCGCCCCAAGUAAAUUCGAGUAGAUGUUUAUAAAACGUCGCUAAUAAGAACUGAUAGCAUUUAAGUAAUAAAAAUAACAAAAAUUAUGAAUUAAUAUUUAGGAUAUAGCGGUUAUGAAUAAAAAAUACGAAUUUAAAAAUUAGCCACAAGUAUUU